Mesorhabditis spiculigera is the source of this 477-nucleotide messenger RNA. NCBI's taxonomy places the organism in Eukaryota, Metazoa, Nematoda, Chromadorea, Rhabditida, Rhabditidae. The record is from the annotation of a GenBank genome assembly.
AUGCUCAACUAUUUGUAUUUAUUUCAAUUGUUCCUGAUAUGCGAUCUCCUAUAUUUCGUGAAAGGCUUUUCACAACCAGCCCAACGAUAUUCCGAGCCCGAAUUCCCUUUGUUUAAUAUUUCAUCAUGGAAAUCGGCCGGAAAAUUGGAAUUAUUGCAUGAAGAAGAUGAAAGACCCGUUUUCAACCUCAGUGAGCUUGCAACAAAUGAGGCAAGCCGUGAAUUCAAGAGUGAGAUCUGGAUCAUCAUUAUUCUGUGCGCUCUGCUGUGUCUUGCCCUUCGACACGCCAACGAUUUUUAUCAUGGGCAAGCGAUCACCUUGGUAAACGAAGGAGUCUGGAAUGGACGAUUUAAACAUCGGGGCGUCGAACAAAAAUUCCUUUCACGUGUCGAAGAAGACUUCCAAUCAAUGUUUCAAAAAAUCAAAGCCGGCGAGAAAGAUGCGGAAAUUCGGAGGCUUCGUCAGAGCCAAGAUUCC